Plasmodium coatneyi is the source of this 1158-nucleotide messenger RNA. Its product is annotated as Variable surface protein Vir7-like. NCBI's taxonomy places the organism in Eukaryota, Apicomplexa, Aconoidasida, Haemosporida, Plasmodiidae. The transcript has 3 exons. The record is from RefSeq and is a predicted model, not a curated record. The coding region runs from base 1 to 1158 and encodes 385 amino acids. Gene Ontology annotation, biological process: T cell extravasation; homotypic cell-cell adhesion; positive regulation of neutrophil extravasation.
AUGACAGUGGCAGGGGAAGAACAUUUAAAACUGUUAUCUGCAAAGAAGGAUUUAUACGAAGAAAUAGUGAAAAGGGGAGAAGUUCAAAGCAACUGUAAUAGUCAGACGGAUAGGGAUCAUGCUAAGACUGAAAUAGGAAGGUACCUUAACCUCAAUGCGCACGCAGAUAAAAUUGUAGGGGCAUGGUGUCAUAUACAUGGGAAUAACCGAAUCACGAGGUCAACGGAUGACCGUUGUUAUUUCUUUUACUACUGGUUAGGUGAUAUCCUAUCCAACCAUUUGAAAGAUUCUAACUCAUUUAAAGACGUCAUGGGAGAAAUUUACAAGGAACUGCUGAAACCAGGUCUUGGAACUGUUUGCCAAUUAUUAUGCCGGGAUAUUGACAUGGAGAACUUCAAAACAAAGAAAAUAAUAUAUCAUUAUUCUAAAGACCGCGCAUUUAUUGAAAUGUACUUAGAGAGCAGUAGCAAUUCCUGUAAGUUAGAAUUUUCAGAUCAUCUGAAGCACAUUGUUUCAGCCUAUGAGACUGUACAUGGCGAUUGUAAGGACAGUAUGAGUAGUAAUUGUUGUAAACAAUUUCAGGACAUAUAUACAAAGAACGAGAAUAAAGCAACGUUAGAAUUAACAUGCACAGUGCAGCCUACUCCAAAAAAACCAUCUGCUGGAGAUGACUUCGACCUUGGCGACGCCGUCGUAGAUGGUGGAAAUGACGAUCCACCACCACCACCGAAACUUAAACCAAAUCCGAAUCCAAAUCAAGCUGGAAGCAGCGGUUCCUUUUCGGAUGCCGAUUUAGCAGAUGGUGUCUCUGGUGGAGAAGGAAAGGGAGGGAGUGAUGGUGGUGGUAGUCACAGAAAAGAAGGGGAAGAGUCUGGUUCUAGCAGCAUCGUCCCUGCUGCUGUGUCAGGUGCAUUAGCUGCAGUAGGACUUCCUGCCUUAGCAUUCCUUUUUUACAAGUACAAAUCACACCUCUUCUUCCUUAAUAAACAUAACCACUCUGGAAAUGGAGGAAGCAGAAGUAAAAGGUUCGCCAUUAGGAGAGAAUUCAACAGGUUCUCAAACGACGACGACUAUACGGAGAACGACUCAACAACGGAAUAUGAUUCAACUAAUUCGUCAGAAUAUUCCAUUCCAUACACUACUUCAUCAUCCAGAUGA